AAUUUUUUUCCCAUGAAACAAAGUAUAAGGAUCUACAUUUGUUUUCUGAACUCACUACAUUUUAACAAUGAUUAGAUCGUACUUUCCAAAGUGUGUGGCACUUUCUGCCCUCUUUGUCCUGAGUGUCGGUGCACUGGAUACUUUCAUUGCUGCAGUGUAUGAGCACGCUGUUAUAUUACCAAACAGAACUGACACCCCUGUUUCAAAAGAAGCAGCUUUGCUCCUGAUGAACAAGAAUAUAGAUGUUUUGGAGAAAGCAGUAAAGCUGGCAGCCAAGCAGGGUGCACACAUCAUUGUGACCCCAGAAGAUGGAAUCUAUGGCUGGGUCUUCACCAGAGAGAACAUUUACCCCUAUCUGGAGGAUAUACCAGACCCUGAAGUGAACUGGAUCCCAUGCAGAGAUCCCCAGAGAUUCGGCUAUACACCAGUGCAAGAAAGACUCAGCUGCCUGGCCAAAGACAACUCUAUCUAUGUUGUGGCAAAUUUGGGGGACAAGAAGCCAUGCAAUACCAGUGACCCUCAGUGUCCUCCCGAUGGCCAUUACCAAUAUAACACUGACGUGGUUUUCGAUUCUCAGGGCAGGCUGGUGGCACGCUACCAUAAGUACAAUCUUUUUGAACCUGAAAUUCAAUUUGAUUUCCCCAAGGAUUCAGAAUUUGUGACAUUUGACACUCCCUUUGGGAAGUUUGGCAUUUUUACUUGCUUUGACAUUUUUUCUCAUGACCCGGCUGUGGUGGUGGUGAAGAAUUUUGAAGUGGACAGUGUCCUUUACCCCACAGCAUGGUACAACACACUGCCCCUUCUCUCGGCUGUUCCAUUCCAUUCGGCAUGGGCCAGAGCUAUGGGAGUGAAUCUGCUUGCUGCCAAUACCCACAACACCAGCAUGCACAUGACAGGGAGUGGAAUCUACGCCCCAGAAGCAGUCAAGGUGUAUCACUAUGACAUGGAAACAGAGAGUGGCCAGCUGAUGCUUUCGGAAUUGAAGUCUCGGCCUCGCCGUGAGCCCACCUACCCAGCAGGUGUUGACUGGCAGGCUUAUGCCAGAAGUAUCAAGCCCUUCUCCUCUGAGCAGGCGGAUUUUUCAGGAAUGAUUUAUUUUGAUGAGUUUACCUUCACUGAGCUUACAAAAAACACAGGAAAUUAUACAGUUUGCCAGAAAGAGCUGUGUUGUCACUUGUCUUACAAGAUGUCUGAGAAGCGAACAGACGAGGUCUAUGCACUAGGAGCAUUUGAUGGACUGCACACAGUGGAAGGCCAAUAUUACUUGCAGAUAUGCACAUUACUGAAGUGUCAGACCACCGACCUCAGAACUUGUGGAGAACCUGUGGGGUCAGCUUUUACCAAGUUUGAAGAAUUUUCCCUCAGCGGCACAUUUGGAACAAUCUAUGUUUUCCCACAGCUCAUUCUCAGUGGGACUCAGCUUGCCCCUGAAACACAUUAUGAGGUUUCAAGAGAUGGACGUCUGAAGAGCCGAAGUGGAGCCCCUUUGCCUGUUUUAGUCAUGGCCCUGUAUGGAAGAGUAUUUGAGAAGGACCCUCCCCGCUUAGGACAGGGCCCUGGGAAGUUACAAUGAUCUCCUUUCCCAGGGCCCUUUCAGCUUUAGCCAGGCAAAGAGGGAGAGGGGGAGGAGAGCAAAAACUCAGUGUCUGUUUUCUAGAAGAGAUGUCAUAAAUUUACUGAAACAAGGAAUAAACUUAAGAAAUUUAAAAAGCAA
Messenger RNA from Otolemur garnettii (small-eared galago), 1714 nucleotides. Its product is annotated as vascular non-inflammatory molecule 3. NCBI's taxonomy places the organism in Eukaryota, Metazoa, Chordata, Mammalia, Primates, Galagidae. The record is from RefSeq and is a predicted model, not a curated record. The transcript is spliced from 7 exons. Gene Ontology annotation, molecular function: hydrolase activity, acting on carbon-nitrogen (but not peptide) bonds, in linear amides. The coding region runs from base 68 to 1573 and encodes 501 amino acids.